CCAUUGGUCAACCGGAUGGGCGAGGUCUCCCACCCUGGCUUCUUAUUGGUGGGUGGCGCAGUCACUCCUCGGAUACCCGCGCCCUGCCACCGCCCCCGUCCGCGUCGCGCGGUGAUUGGCCACGCGGGUCGCGGGUCCCGGGUCCGAGUGGCUCUGAAGGGUCACUCUGGCAAGUGCGCCUUAGGCGCAAAGUUCCAGUCCUGUGCUGCAUGGGCAGGUGGUGUAGCUGGGACGCUUCUCAACUUCUUCCCGAGUGGGACUGACCUUCCUUGUGAGCUGCGGGACAGUCGCGGGGCAAAACUCCCUGGUCACGCCCCACGGUCACGCUCCGGUUCCUCGACCUCCAGCAUGGUGCUACGUGCAUCCCAGGAUGGGACCGCGUGCACGGGUGCAGCGACCCGAUCCUUAUCCCCGGGUCGGGGCUUCAGUGAUGAGACCAGCCGGCCUCCUAAUGCGCUCUGCGAGGAUGUGGCUGGGACGCGGGAGAGAGCCGGGUGCGGGGAAACGCUGUGUCAUCCUCGGGAGCCGCCGCGCUCCUCCGGAGGGUCCCGAGCGUGCCCUAGUCCCGCACUCGUUGCUUCCUGGCGCCGCGCAGCGCUGGCCCCCAUCCACACCCGCUUGGACUCUUCGGGGUGCACCGUGACUGUGGUUAGCCUAACCCCGGGACACACAAACCUAGGAACCCAUCAGGGCAUCACUAACUCGGCCACGGAACCGGAGAUCCAGACAUCCUUCUACGGUCGCUUCCGGCACUUCUUGGACAUCAUUGACCCUCGAACACUCUUUGUCACUGAGAAACGUCUCCGAGAGGCUGUGCAGCUGCUGGAGGACUACAAGCAUGGCACCCUACGUCCAGGGGUUACCAACGAGCAGCUCUGGAGUGCACAGAAAAUCAAACAGGCUAUCCUACACCCGGACACCAAUGAGAAGAUCUUCAUGCCUUUCAGAAUGUCAGGUUACAUUCCUUUCGGGACGCCAAUUGUGGUGGGUCUUCUCUUGCCCAACCAGACGCUGGCAUCCACUGUCUUCUGGCAGUGGCUGAACCAGAGCCAUAAUGCCUGCGUCAACUAUGCAAACCGCAACGCUACCAAGCCUUCACCUGCAUCCAAGUUCAUCCAGGGCUACCUGGGAGCCGUCAUCAGUGCUGUCUCCAUCGCUGUGGGCCUUAAUGUGCUGGUUCAGAAAGCCAACAAGUUCACCCCGGCCACUCGCCUUCUUGUGCAGAGAUUCGUGCCCUUCCCUGCAGUAGCCAGUGCCAAUAUCUGCAACGUGGUCCUGAUGCGGUAUGGGGAGCUAGAGGAAGGGAUUGAUGUCCUGGAUGCUGAUGGCAACCUCGUGGGCUCCUCAAAGAUCGCAGCCAGACAUGCCCUGCUGGAGACAGCACUGACACGUGUGGUCCUGCCUAUGCCCAUCCUGGUGCUUCCCCCGAUCGUCAUGUCCAUGCUGGAGAAGACAGCUCUCUUGCAGGCACGCCCGCGGCUGCUCCUACCCGUGCAGAGCCUCGUGUGCCUGGCAGCCUUCGGCCUGGCCCUGCCACUGGCCAUCAGCCUUUUCCCGCAGAUGUCAGAGAUUGAAACUUCCCAGUUGGAGCCUGAGAUAGCCCGGGCUACAAGCAGCUCGCACAGUGGUGUACAAUAAGGGGCUGUGAGUGAAGAUCAGCCGGCCUGGAAACACAGCACUAUCCAGGCCGGAUGUUUGGGGAGGGGAAGGAGUCUCAUGAGCGAUUUCUGCAGGGAGGGGCUGCCUGGGAAGCAGUCAACCUCCAGCAGUAGGGAGACUAACCAUUCACAUUUUAACAUAGGGGAGAGGAAUUCUGACACAUUUCCUACACAAAAAGAAUCAAGUGCAUCUCCGGGCCUUACAUGGGGUCGUCUCCACUCCACUCAGCACAAUUCCGUGUGAGCUGAAGAAGUGUAGAGCGCUCCUGGGGUAGAAUUAGGAUCCUUUUAUAUGUUGCUCUUUUUUGUUUGUUUGUUUUAAUUUUUUUUUUUUAAUUAGAAGCAAGUCUGAGCCUUGGUUGCAGCUGACCAGAAGUGGCAGGUGGACAUGUGGAGGGAGCCAGAGGAACCUGGGAACUGGGUUGGAUUGAUGGACGGAAAGUGUAAUGGCUAGGCCUGAUGGGCCCCUGGAUUAGAGAAGGGAAAGGAGGGGAGGUGGUCUGUACCCCACAAGAUGAACUAGCCAUAAUCAAGGUUCUCAGGAAUUGGCUCGCUUGUUCAAGGAGCACUAGAGACCUCUGGAAGUUUCCGGGAGCAGCGGGCUCUGAGGUAGCCAGCUCCUGUCCACACCACAGUGGAGUGAGAAUCAGUGACCUCAGGCAUAGGUCAUCUUUUAUGGAGCUCUUAUGGAUUCUAGGCCCCUGAGAGCACCCCAGCUCUAUUCAGGGAGCCUCACAAGGGAACACUGUUUUGUGUGAACAAGAAGAGGAGCCUAUCUAGGCUCUCUGGGGAAGGUUCUUUUCCAAGAGUAGCUGGAGUUUUAUACUGGGACAAAGGUGGGCAGAGCCCACUGCAGUCCAGUCUGUAGCCAUGACACUGUCUGUCACAUCCCACACCUUCCCGCAUGGGAGAGUCUCCUGCUUGAGGGUACAAGGCCAGAACCCUGGCAACUGCCUGAGAGGUAGUGUCAUCCCAGUUCUGACACGGGCAGGCUCUGUGGUGAUGAACAAGCCACCCACAUCUACGAGCUUCCAUCCCCUGCCUGGGAGCAAACGGUCGAAGCGAGCUUCCUACCAGGCCUUUAACUCCUCUGCCUGACUCACUCAGAUGCUGCACAUUCCGAGCAUGUCUCUAAGGUGGAUUCCGGUCCAGAAAAUGCAUCAGGCCCCUCUGGAAAUGGCCAGCACUUGGCCUCAAAAAAAGGACCUUGCCCUUCUGUAUGUGACCCCCACAUCCCGGAAGACCUUGACUUGUGCCAAAUACUUCGUGGCUGUGGAUGAGGUAGUAUGGAUGAUGCCCGAGACAAGCAUGGGCUGUCAAUCCAUGCACCACCUCUCACUGCUGCAGACUUGGAGGCCUCUUUGCUGCUGGCUCCUGACUCCAUCUCAUUUGUAGACCAUAGGGACCAUAGAAGUAGCUCUACCUAAGGAGGCAGGGUCUGGGAUGAGUGGGGUGACUCCUGAUCUGAAAGAUCCACAGAAAGGAAGCACUCUUCUUCACACGGCCCUCAUCUGAUCCUGCUAGAAUGGGAGCUCUGCCUUGUGACCCUGGAACCUCCCUCUGGUGACUCUGGAAGGGGCUGAAGGUGAACAUGUAUGGUUGCAGUAAAAGCCUGGCACAGGGCAUCAAGGACAAGGCCACAGGUGGCCUUCCAGAGUCUUAAGGCGAUGUAGCUGCAGUGAGGUGUGUCUGCCACGGUCUCCAGACCUUGACUGCGGACUAGAUCGUCUGGAGCCUCUUUUGAAAAGUGCAUUCCCAGCUCUCUGCCCCCAUUUAUCAUGGAGCCUUGUCCUUAUGCAUUUUAUCUUGGGACCAAAACUGCCCUCACCCAGCCCUGCCUCCCCAGAGGUUCCACUGACCAGGGCCUCUUCCAGCUUUCCCUCUGUACUGGCUGUCACUGUACUGGCCUCAGCAUCCCUCAUCGGUUUGCUUUGUGUGUGGAGGUGAUUUCUACCACACUCCUAAAUCCAAGCCCAGGUGAGCUGAGGGGGCAGCUCCUUCGGGCAUGCAGUGGCAAAUGGUCCUUGUGGUUGGGUGAUGGUGACGGAGGGUGGUGAGCCAUGCUGCUAAACCCUGUUCUGACUUCAUAAAAUCCACGAGGGAAGCUUUCUGUGAGUGCAAAUGCCCCUAUCUGCUGAGGCUAGCGGAAGCCGGCCAGGGGAAAAGGGCGCAGAUGAACUCUCAUUGGAUCUAGUUUUGCCAGCAGUUGGGGUAUAUCUGCAGCAAGCUCUCUAGCCCUGCCAUUCCCGGCCUCCUCUCCUGGGUUCUUUAAACAUUCCCUAAGGCUCCAAGGAUGCUCUUUCAUCUCUGGAAAGCAAUUUGAGAGUACAGGAACCAAAAGUCCAAGAUGCCAAGAUGACCACCGAAUCGGGACGGCUGCACACUGCCGAUUCCUGACUGUGGAUGUCUUCUGUCUGAAGCCUCUGGCCUGGGGGAGAGUUGGGGGGUGGAGGUGGAGAAGAACCAGUGGAGGCCGGUCCGUGGUGGGCUUCCAGCCUUGGGCAGGUAUGAGUGAGGCCCCAACACGUGUGCCUCAGCAUACCUAGGGACUUCAGACUGUCUUUUUAACCUCGGAAAACGUCUCAAUUGAUGUGAUUUAUGCCAUACUAAUGAGCUGUGGUCAAUAAACAUGGAUUUAAAACA
Messenger RNA from Peromyscus leucopus (white-footed mouse), 4301 nucleotides. RefSeq names its product sideroflexin 5 (gene Sfxn5). Bases 16 to 1638 code for a protein of 540 amino acids. Gene Ontology annotation, cellular component: mitochondrial inner membrane. Gene Ontology annotation, molecular function: citrate transmembrane transporter activity; monoatomic ion transmembrane transporter activity. NCBI's taxonomy places the organism in Eukaryota, Metazoa, Chordata, Mammalia, Rodentia, Cricetidae. Gene Ontology annotation, biological process: citrate transport; monoatomic ion transport; mitochondrial transmembrane transport. The transcript has 14 exons. The record is from RefSeq and is a predicted model, not a curated record.